Messenger RNA from Toxorhynchites rutilus septentrionalis, 1813 nucleotides. RefSeq lists its product as uncharacterized. The coding region runs from base 185 to 1567 and encodes 460 amino acids. The transcript is spliced from 4 exons. Gene Ontology annotation, molecular function: protein binding. Gene Ontology annotation, cellular component: nucleus. The record is from RefSeq and is a predicted model, not a curated record. NCBI's taxonomy places the organism in Eukaryota, Metazoa, Arthropoda, Insecta, Diptera, Culicidae.
UUGUGUGAGUGAGCUUGUUGAAGUUGAAGUCAUUUGCGAGCAAGUGCUCAAUAAUUGAAAAUUUCGUAAACUUUUUCGAUAAAUUAUAACGUUUGGGGUGAUUUUUUACUUUUUGGCGUAUUCCCUACCGCUUUUGAUUGUGCUGAAUAUAUUACGUAAUUCGGAACGGCAUUUUUGCGUCGAAAUGCCAACUGCAAGUGCCGCAUCAUGGGUGAGAUUUUUCGCCAAUGCCGGAAUACCAUCCCAAGCUGCAGCCGGAUACGCUCACGUCUUUGUCGAAAACCGGAUACAAAUGGAUAUGCUGAUGGAUUUGAAUAAGGAGUAUCUCCGAGAGAUGGGGAUCACCACAAUGGGCGAUAUUAUAGCAAUUCUGCGCCAUUCAAAGAUCGUCAGCGACCAGAGUGCGAGGGACAAAGUUUUGUCAACACCCGGAGACGUCGAACAUGGAAGCAACAACGGUAAUCCAGUGGUACCAGUUGCAGCGGUAUCCGCAACGCAGAGCUCUACCCCAAAGUCUGUUAUAUCCAGACCAAACUCGACAGUAUCGCUUCCCAGCAAACAGCGUAGAGUUUUUCCAGAGCAUAAGAUCACACUUCCUGCAGGGACAGGCAAGUCCAAUAAUAGCGAUAUUCGAAUAAUAACCGACACAUCGGAUCGAAAAAGUUCACUCACAUCAACUGUAGGAAGCCUCGGAAACAAGAAGGGUGUGUUUAAACGAUUGUCGCAUAAUUCCGACGACGAUGUCGGAAAAGAUGACGAUCAACCACCGGCUAAAAUAGCAUCAAUAGUUGCACAAAAAGAUUCAGAGAUGGUUGGUGGCUCGAUUUUCUCUCGACUGGGGGGAAAGAGCAAACGGGAUUCCUCUGAUGCACCUGCUGGAAUUCUGAAGAAUUCAUCGAGUAAAAUUGUCCCCACGGAACGCCAAAUUCCUACUGGUCCACAGAAGGUAAUUCUGGUGAAAAAAAUACCAGCAAAAGCGAUUACAGUCUCCGAUGAGGAAGAUAUGCACAGGAGCAGUCGACAGCGUGAUUUUGACCGCAUGGAUACAAGCGACAAUCAGAAGUCGGUAUCCUUCUCGGAGGAGGAUGAAGUUCUUGAAUUUGCACCCCGUCCUCCACGCCCUAAGACUGCUUCAAUGGCUGGUCCUCGAUCACGUUUCCACGAGCGGGAUAUUCCGGUCAGAGCUCGACUUGGACAGUCACCAAAUCGCAAGCAGCAAAUUUCGCCUCUGAGAGGGCCAAAAAACACAGUUUUUAUGAAAGCAUCGACUGCUGGCAAUGUGACCACCCUGUCACCGUCAUCCUUAGCGCGAUCGAAGAUGAAAUCGGACGCAAUGCUGAUACGCAAAACCACGCCCAUAAAGAAUCGAUUGAGUUUGGGAUCGAGCACAUCACCGCCAGGCCGACGAAUGACUCAGCGUGCGGAACGAUUCAGUCUAGAUUCCAAAAUGGCCAGUAUGAAACUGAGGGGACCUGGUAAACCUAUUCAUAGGUUCAAGUCACCCCAAAAACACGGAGCAUCAACAGCAACAAGUGUUUUCGAUCGACUUGGGUAUAACAGGAAAUAGAUCAUCUAUUCAUGUGACAACAUAUUGAUUUGAAAAGCUUGGCUAAGCUGCCCUACGGGGAAUCCGUAGUUAAUGUUCAUAAAACAAUACAAAACUAAUGUAUUAAACUAACAAUUUGAGAUAAUUGAUCGUGAUUAAAAGGUUGAUCUUACUGAAAUUAGACUUGUUCGCGAAGAUUUUACUUGGUGGAACAAUAAGAUUCAACGAUAAAAAUAAAGCUCUCGAAAUUGUAAUCCGCUAUAGAGU